This is a messenger RNA of Eleginops maclovinus (Patagonian blennie), 5340 nucleotides long. It is a transcript of the gene iffo1a, whose product is annotated as intermediate filament family orphan 1a. Bases 559 to 2520 code for a protein of 653 amino acids. The record is from RefSeq and is a predicted model, not a curated record. Lineage: Eukaryota; Metazoa; Chordata; Actinopteri; Perciformes; Eleginopidae. The transcript has 9 exons.
UGAGCUCUGCUGCACCGCUGCAAGACGCUGUCCUCGGCAUCAUUCACUUCAUGAUCUGGUGCAAAGUUAAUGCUUCCUCCUCUGCCUGGCAGGUACGGUGCAAGGGGCUUCAUUAUAUCUCUUUAAGCUUUAUUCUAGGGUCUUAACAUAAACAGUUUGUGAUAGUGUGCGUCGCCACUGUGAUCUCUCGACUAGAAAUUAGUCCUGCGUAAAAGUAAACUCAGUCAUCUUAUUUUGCUGCAGCGAUCAGCGGCGUGUUUGUGAGUUUAGAGGCUUCUAUUUUAUUUGUACUUUAUACGACAUGUGCAUCGCCAUAGGUUUCCUAUAAUAUCCUAUUGGUUAUUUUGCUGCGAUUUUAGAUCUGCAGAGAAUCCUUUUUAACCCUGUCAUCUGACUUUAAGCCACAGCCUAGCACUCUGCUUAAAGGUUGGCGUCUGGUGUAUCCAGUAAGAGGGGCAGAAAACAAGGCUGCUGGGCCUCAUUCCGGUUCGGGACCUUAAUCAGAUUAUAGACAAAACAAUUUGAACUGUUGAUAAUAGACUGCUGAAGUCUGGGUUCAUGCCGGAUUUUGAGCACUUCAGAUUUUCCUAUUCGAGCAUGAAUCCGGUCCUGGGGGAGAGUGGCUUCCUGGCCCCGCAGCAGCACCACCACCAGAUGACGGGCCAGAACGACUCCGCCAUCAUGGAGCCAGGCUACUUCCUGGGGGACCACGGUGGCUUCGGGCCUGAUGGGUUGUCUGGGCUGGACCUGGGCUCCUUUCCGCCUUCGGGCCUCGCCUACCUGCACCUGGGCAACCCCCUGCUCCGAGGGCCCCCUGCGGCCACGGCGCUGCGCAACGACCUGGGCUCCAACAUCAGCGUCCUGAAGACCCUGAACCUGCGCUUCCGCUGCUUUCUGGCCAAAGUGCAUGAGCUGGAGCGCAGGAACAAGGUGCUGGAGAAGCAGCUGCAGCAGGCUCUGGAGGAUAACGGUGGAGGGGAUGGACACCAGAAGCCACAGACUAAAGAUAUGGGGGUCCAGACUGGAUUUAUCGGGCCUAUUCAAGCCAGACCGGGCUUCAUCCCGCUCCACAACGCCAACAACUCGGCCUACCUACCCGGAGGCCUCCUCUCCCCCACCCUGAACCCCCCUCCCCUCUUUGACAACAAACACCUGUUGGGGAACAAUCUGAACCCGAGCUCACUAUCCACGGAUUCAAACUCCAACAUCACCACUUCCGGUUUCUCCAUCAGCCCGGCCCUGAGUCCUAUUGACCCGUCCAAAACCAUCACCAACAUCAACGAGAAGUACACCUCUCACACCGGGACGAACACCAACUUCAUCACUGCUCCUCCCCCCCGCUUUCUCCCCGGGACGCUCUGGUCCUUCAACCACAGCCGGCGGUUUGGCUCCGGGAGGGAGUCAUGCGUCACAGGCCCCGGGGCCCCCUGGACUCAGCCGGACGGUGUCGGGGUCCAAAUCGACACCAUCACACCGGAGAUCAGGGCCCUGUACAACGUGCUUGCAAAAGUGAAGAGGGAAAGAGACGAGUACAAGAGAAGAUGGGAGGAAGAGUACACAGCCAGAAUGGACAUGCAGGAGAAGGUGGCUGAACUGGAGGAGGAACUGCAGGAGAGCGAGGUGUGUCAGGAUGAGCUGGCGAUGAGGGUGAAGCAGCUGAAGGCCGAACUUGUUCUCUUUAAAGGACUCGUCAGCAAUAACCUGUCAGAUCUGGACAGUAAGAUCCAGGAGAAGGCCAUGAAAGUGGACAUGGAUAUCUGCCGCCGUAUCGACAUCACCGCCCGCCUCUGUGACGUGGCCCAGCAAAGAAACUGUGAGGACAUGAUCCAGAUGUUCCAGCAGGUGGCCACGCCCCCCUCCACUCUGGGUGGGCGUUCCAGAAAACCAAGCGGCCAGUCAGCAAAAUGCGGGGACGGAGACGAUCUGAGCAUGUCUGAAAGCGAGGGAGGCGGGGCUAAAGAUGAGGACUCGUGCAGCACAUCAGCCAAUCAAAUCAACGAGCAGAUGCAGAGGAUGCUGAAUCAGCUGAGGGAGUGUGAGUUUGACGAUGACUGUGACAGUCUGGCCUGGGAGGAAACAGAGGAAACCCUUCUGCUCUGGGAGGAUUUUCCUGGAUACCCACUGGGAGUGGAAACACAGGGAGAGCUGCAGCAGCAGGAGGAGUCCAUCGAGGAGGUGAUUAAAGACACAGAGUGCAUGUUCAAAUCCAGAGAGAAGGAAUACCAGGAGACCAUCGAUCAGAUAGAGCUGGAGCUGGCUACAGCUAAGAGCGACAUGAACCGUCACCUGCACGAGUACAUGGAGAUGUGUUCCAUGAAAAGAGGACUGGACGUCCAGAUGGAGACCUGUAGGAGACUCAUCACACAGAGCGGCGACAGGAAGUCGCCCUCGCUCAUCACACUGACGGUGGACGACUCCGACAGCGAGGAGAAGAAAAUGCCGGCCCUCCCUGCCGAGUCUGAGACGAGCAAACCUUACUGCGACGCUGCCAUCCCUCCCCUCACCUGGAGGAAACCCUAACAACACACACACACACACACACACACACACACACACACACACCCUGCUGGUAAAUAAUCACUCCAAAUCUCUUUUCUUCAUUCAGUGCCGAGUCUAAAUUGUGGUUGUGUUUCGCUAACCAUGAAACUUCCAUACACCUAAAAUUAUCCUUGGUUUUGGUUUUUGUAGACUUAUUUUAAAACCAGCAGGUGUAAAAUGUUCUCUUUGAAAAGCAUCCAGUCUGAUGUUUGGUCAUUUCCACUUGCUGCCAACCUGAGCAGAUACAUUUAAACAAAAAGGUGGGCUUAAAACUGUGUAGAUUAAACAAAACCGGAUUUGCUUGCAAAGCUUUUACCUUAUGGUAAAAUAUAGAAAGAUUUGAGCUUCAUAAAAAAGGACAAAAAAUGUAUUGAUGACCCUCUGCUGUCCUCCUGUGGUUGUCAGUGGUAAUUGCACCUCAGUGAAGGUCAAACAGAACAAAAUGGCACUUUUUCACUGGUUCUGUUCGUCGAAUAAAAGGAUUUUUUUUAUUUUGCACUAUGACAUUGAUAUUUAAUGAUGUAUCUGAUUUUUUGCAGAGUUUCUCUUAUCAUGCAUUUUCAGCUGCCAGCGAACAGAGAGGCAGCGACGCACAAGUAAUACAUACUUAUGUUCUGAACAGUUUUACUUAUUAUUUACAAUAAUGGAAUGCUUUUUCUUACUUUUUGAUUUGAUUUCAUUUGGUGUAAUUCUGUCAUGUGCAAGAAUAGCAGAAGUUUUAACCCUAAACUGUGAUCCAAUUGACAUUUUCUGGGAUAUUACCGAACGUAAGUUAGGAUCCAACUUCAAAAAUCCUAUUAGACAGAUGUUGAACUAUCAAAACCCUACUUGCCUUAAACUGAUACACCACAUUUUAGAAAUAUCACAGAUUCUCUGAACUAAAGUGAAAGUUAUUCAGGAACACUGUCUAGAAAAUGCAUCAUUCAUUUAAAAAGUGAAUAUUUGGGAACUCCACUUCAGAUUUCUGAAUGUGAAAUAGAAAUUCACGAUGAUAUAUUUAGCUGCUUAGUCGGCCAUAUAUGAGGAUUUUCUCUGAUAUAACAUGUAAAAAAGUUGAGGUAGAUUUCUUAUUUUGCCCAGUGAAUAUGUACAUUUUGCAUUGGAUUUGCAUCUGCCAGUUGGCCAUCAUGAUUACAGUAUGCAUAUUAAUAUGCUAAUUCCACAACAGAAGCUCGAUAAUUAGGUGGAACAAAUAUGUGCCUAUAUUGGAUAUCGGCAAAGUCCAAUUUCAAGCAUAAAUAAUUUCAAACAAAAUUUUUGCUGAGAUUUUUGGAUAAUGUUACUUUAAAUCUGUCACAAACACACACUUAAUAUAAUUGUUUGUUUUACAUUUGGGAAGGCACCUCGUAUAAAAGGACAGAUGUAGGACUGUAACUCCUUAUUUAUUAAUCUUGCAAGUACUUUCUAGCGAAUGUCAAAUAUGAAGUGUAAAAAUGUCUUGAUAGCCAAAAGCUUAAUAUCUUCAGUUUACUACUAAAGAAGACUCAAACAAGCUAAUAUCUAUACUCGACGGUCUGGAACUGGUGAAAUGCCUGGAAACUACUAAUUGUUUCAGUUCUUGACAUAUCAACUUAUAAUUAAUAUGCUAAUUAAAUCAUUGUGUAAAGAAAGAUGUGACAUGAUGUUAAGAUUAAUAUGCUAUUUAGAGACACUAGGCAAAAACAGAAAUCUAAAGGGCAUUUUAUUUUUGUUUUACAAAAGCUAAAACCUAUUUUAAGAAUAUACGGUUUGUAAAGGCUAAGUAAUAUUGUAACUAAUGUACAUAACAGGGCUGUGUAUAAUGCUUGUAAGCUUCAUGUUCUAUAAUGUAAAUUAAGCAGAGGUCAAUGCAAUUGUUCAUUUGAUUUAUCGUUUAAUUUAGGGUUAAUCAUUGCUAUUACUCUCAACUAAUUUAGACUUAUUUAAUUAUCAUAUCAGUUCAUCUGGCACGAAUAAAGUUUGAAAAGGGUUUUUUUGGGGUUUCAGAGCAAAUAUACCUGCAAUAAUGAUAAAAAGUUAAAUUAAGCUGAGUUUUCCUGUUUCCUGUGAGUUUAUGAGUGUAAAUACGCCAAGGAAAGAAGCCGUUUUGCAGGAGGAGGAGAUGAUUUUUUCAGUAGCUGCUUCUCUGUCUUUGUUGAUAUUAUGUGUUCCAAAGGUUCACCCAUUCAAACACUGAAACAUGUUUCAUUAAAUGAAUGUCUGCUGAGUUAAUAACCUGCCAUGUUCACCCGGUAACCAGAUCCAUGAAAGGAACUCUUAGUUCUUGGAGAAGAAAUGGACUAUUGUGAAAAAUAAGUCCUUUAAUGUCAAGGAAAAGCAAAGCUAAAGCAAAGUGAACGUCACCCAACUUAUGAAACUGUAAGUGCGCUUCAACUGAACUGUUCUAUACUGUCUGAAUGUAAAUACCAUUUGAAAAACAAUAAUAAAUCAAAUUGUAAAAAACAUUUAAAGGCUUCAUGAAACAGGAAAUAUAUACGGCAGGACGCAAGAAUUUCAUCAACAUGUAUUUGAGCAAAGCACUAUGAACACUGCUGCAAUAACCAGACUGGACAAAAAACUGUUGAUUGUGCAGACUGUCUGAGCCUGGAUCGCCUGCUCACUUCACAGCUCAAACUACUUAUUAUUUUUAAUGGGGUCUUUAAUGUUGUUUCUUUGUGUCACGAGGCUGUAUGUUUGAUCAAUUUAAUGAAAAAUGAAAUAUUGCACAGAAUAAAAACAUUGAAAGAGAGUGUUUGCAUGCUUAACUCAAGGACUAUAAAAUGUACUAUUUGUCCUGGAUUGGUUGCUUUAUUUGACUCUAAAAAUAAAAAAAACUUAUUUUUA